AUUCGUUGCUAAACCUCGUAAAAACUCUCUCUUUCUUCUUCCCAUUUGACGAGUUUCUGACCACUUAUUCCAACGACCCUGAAAACUUCGAUCAAACAAAAAGGUUUUCAAUUGGCUACAAAGAUCUAAUUAAAAGUGGUACUACUUUUAGAGAUGAAUUGUAUUUUGUUAAUGAGUACAAUGUCAUUUACGUUCAUUUCGAUCCUUCCUAUAGAAAAUUUUUCAUUCAGAAGAAUUCCUCCUCUGACUUAUCCUUUAAUAUCUACACUUUAUCACAUAUGCCUCAAGAUCUAUUCUUGAAUGCUUUCCACAAAUACUCUCUUGCAAUGUUGCUUUUAUUUGUUAACAACUUCAACUUCCCCAUCAUCGAUCACAUCCAAAACCUUUUAAACAAAAAUCCACUUUACCAAAGAAUAAAGGUGAAAUCUCCAAUCAUAUUAUCAAAUACUCAAAAGGCUUCUCAACUAAUGCAAUCUCCCACAAGAGAAUCCUCCUUUUUAGGCAUUCUAUCUUGGCUAUAUUAUAAACUAAAUCUAUUUAAUUUCAUCGAUUACAAUAAUGUUGCUUCUAUAAUUGAUUACUCAAAUUUACACUCGAUUAAUUUAUCCGAAAUUCAGCACUUUUCGGACAUUCUUAUCAAUUCUCCCGAUAUUUCUCUAAAUUUAAUAAAACAUUUCCCUUAUAACUUUACUCAAAAUUCUAAUAUCCACUCAAUUUAUAAUGGUGUUCACCCUAUUUUAAAUCUAAAUGAUGACGAGUUCAAUAUUUUCUACACGUUCAAUCAAAAUGAUAAAUAUCAAUGCAAAAUGUCUAGAAUUCGACAGCUAGAUCAUUCUUCCAUUUUCUCAAACUACAAAAAGCUAAAACACACAAAUUUCCAAUGUAUCAAUAACAAUAAGAUAUCUAUCAGAAUUUAUGAAAAUCUAAUUUACGAUAUAUAUAAAAUUGGAAAUUUUAAUUAUAAUAACAUUCUCCCUCAAUAUCUGUAUAAAGAAUUACCAGUAGAUUAUCAGAUAUACUCUAGAUUGAAAAAUCAAAUUACUAGAAAGAGAGUUAGAUCGAGAAGUUCUACUAAUAUAAAUGAUGUAUCGAAGAGAAAUUUAAGAAUAAAAAGGAUUUCAAAACAAAAUAAUAAUCAGAAAAAGAAUAAUUUACCUCUGAAUAUCAAUUUUCCUUCGGAUAAUAACAACAAUAAUAAAUUAAACUUAAUUUUAAUAAAUGAUAAUUCACCGCUUAAAUAUAUUGAACCUAAUGAAGAUCAAAACGAAAUAUUUAGCGUUAUAAUGGCUAAAAUUAGUGAUAAAAUUCCAAAUUCUAAUCCAAGAUCUCUUUUACAAAGUUUUCAAAAUACUAAUCAAAAACAGGAUAAAAGAGAUAAAACCUUUUCCAACAAUAAAGAAAAUACGUUGGUCAAAGAUGAAUUUAAUCAGGAUCCAAACCAGAAAUUAAAAAAUAAAAUUGAUAACGAAGAUGAAAAUGAAAAUGAAAAUGAAAAUGAAAGUAAAACUAAAACUAAAAGUGAAAUUAACGGUGAAAUUAAAAAAAAAGAUGAUGAUAAUUGUGAUUUAGAACAUUUGAAUAAUUCAUAUAUCAAUUCUCAAGUAAAUGCUGAUUCUUCUAUUAACAGUGUUAAAAACAAUGUCUCUUAUACGAAGAACAAAUUUAAUGAUAAAAUUAAUCUGCAAAGUUUUAUCAUUCACGAUAAAAUAGCUGAAAUUCGUAAGAUUCUGAAAAAAAUGUAUGAUAUUGACGAUAACUAUAACAAUAAUGAUAUAAAUAAACAAAAUGUCCACAGAAACAAUGAGGAUUUUAGAAAUAGAGAAAAAAGUAAUAUAAGUACUAAUACAAAUAUAAAUAGAGAAUUUCAUUAUGUGAAAAAGCGAUCACAAUCUGUAUUUCAAAAUAACAUUAUUAAUAAUCAUAUUAUUAAUAAUAAAAAUAAUGUUGAGAAUGAGAUAAAAUCUAAGACUGUAAGUAUUAAUGUCGAUGAUGAUAUUAAUGAUGAUAUUGAAGAUGUUAUUGAUAUUGACGAUGACGAUAUUGAUAAUUAUGAAAAAUCAGAUUUUAAGAAAAGCAAUAAGAGAAAUGAAAAAGAAUCUAAAAAUAGGAAAGCAAAAAGGAAGCCUAGGCGUGGAGUAAGAAGGUUUUCAAAUGAUCUGUUUAAUAAAAUACUUGAUAGUGAGUCUGAUUCUGAAUUUGAGGAGUAUUUACAAAAAAAUGGGAAAUUACUGGAAAAAUCCAGAUCGGGUUUAGAAGGUGAAUCUAGCUUACUUAAAUCAAGCAAUAAUUAUGAUAAUACGAAUUAUAUUAAUAAUAAUAGUAAUAAUAAUAGUAACAAUAAUUUAACAAAUGUUAAAAAUAUUGAUAAUAUUAAAGAUUAUGAUAAAUUAAAAUCGGAACAUUUAAAAUUGCAACAAUUAUAUAAUUCUACGGUGGAAGAAGUGAAUGCAAUUGUUCAAACAUGUAAAAGUCGAGUAAAAAGACUAGAAUUAAAACAUGAAAUGGAGAUGAAUGAGCUCAAGUCGGCGAUGAGACGCAAAUUUGUGAAAUAUAAAAAUGAAAAUUUGAAUUUAAAGAAACAAAUUAAAUCAAUUGAGAAUUUAUAUAGGUAAUAGGUAAAUUUAUUGAGAGACGAGAAACUUGUGACAGAUAGUGUAUAGUAUGGAAACAUAAAUUUAUAGCAUUUAUUUAGAGGUAAUUUAAUAAUUGAAUAAAAGCAAAUUACAACAAGCUGUGAAGUUGUGAGGUUUUGAAGUUUUAAAGUUGUGAGGUUGUGAAGUUUUGAAGUUGAGAAAUUGUGAAACAUAAAGAAUUCAAAUUUUAUAAUUGUGUUUGAUAGGAAAUUU
Messenger RNA from Ascoidea rubescens DSM 1968, 2846 nucleotides. RefSeq lists its product as uncharacterized. The record is from RefSeq and is a predicted model, not a curated record. The transcript has a single exon. NCBI's taxonomy places the organism in Eukaryota, Fungi, Ascomycota, Saccharomycetes, Ascoideales, Ascoideaceae. The coding region runs from base 279 to 2612 and encodes 777 amino acids.